GAGGGGAGGCCAAGAGGGUUGUGUGCCCGGCGGCGGCCCGAUGAGGACGCUACUGACCAUCCUGGCUGCGGGAUCCCUGGCCGCUCACAUUGCUGAAGACACCUCAGAUCUUCUCCAGCGCGUGACAUUCCAGUCCAGCAACUUCGAAAACAUCCUGACGUGGGACAGCGGGCUGGAGAGCGCCCCAGACACAGUCUACAGCGUCGAGUAUAAGACGUACGGAGAGGUAGAGUGGCUGGCAAAGAAGGGCUGCCAGCGGAUCACCCGGAAAUUCUGCAACCUGACCAUGGAGACGGGCAGCCUCACGGAGCUCUACUACGCCAGGGUGACCGCCACCGGCGCGGGAGGCCGGUCAGCCACCAAGAUGACCGAGCGGUUCAGCUCACUGCAACACACCACCAUCAAGCCACCUGAUGUGACCUGUAUCCCCGCGGUGAGAUCCAUCCAGAUGAUUAUCCAUCCCACCUCCACGCCCCUCCGGGACCGGGAUGGCCACCGGCUGACCCUGGAGGACAUCUUCCAUGACCUGUUCUACCGCUUAGACCUCCACAUCAACAAAACCUACCAAAUGAACCUUGGAGGCAAGCAGAGAGAAUACGAGUUCAUUGGCCUGACCCCUGACACGGAGUUCCUUGGGACCAUCACCAUUUUUGUUCCAACCUGGUCCAAAGAGAGUGCCCCCUACAUGUGCCGCGUGAGGACGCUGCCAGACCGGACAUGGACCUACUCCUUCUCCGGGGCCUUCCUCUUCUCCAUGGGCUUCCUGGUCGCAGGGCUCUGUUACCUGAGCUACAGAUACGUCACCAAGCCGCCCCAGCCUCCCAACUCCCUGGACGUCCAGCGUGUCCUGACCUUCCAGCCUCUGCGGUUCAUCCAGGAGCACGUGCUGAUCCCCGUCCUGGACCUCAGCGGCCCCGGCGGCCUGGCCCAGCCUACCCAGUACUCCCAGGUCAUGGUCUCUGCGCCCAGGGAGCCGCCGGGGGCCCCGCCGCGGCACAGCCGGCCUGAGAUCACCUACGUCGGGCAGCCGGACCUCUCCACCCUGCAGCCCCCCCGGGCGCCGCCUCCCCAGGCAGGCUCCCCACCACCCUACGCGCCCCAGGCUGCCCCUGAGGUCGGGCCCCCAGCCUACACGCCUCAAGUCACCCCCGAGGCUAAAGCCCCAUCCUACACUCCGCAGGCCGUCUCUUCCUACACCCCCCAGGCCGCGCCGGACAGCUGGCCACCGUCCUAUGGGGUGUGCAUGGGAGGAUCUGGCAAAGACUCCCCUCCUGGGACACUCUCUAGUCCCAAACCCCUCAGGACUAAGGGCCAGAAAGAGCCACCAGCUGCUGACCUCUCCCUGCAGGGGUUGGCUUCCGGGGCCAUGGAGGAGCCCCAAGAAGCCAAGUCCUUCCCCCAGCGCCUGUGCGUUGACACGGACAGAGCACCCGACACUACGGUGCUGCCCACGGGGGAGCCAGGAGCACCGGGGUACCUGAAGGGCCAGCUGCCCCUCCUCUCCUCCGUCCAGAUUGAGGGCCACCCGGUGUCCCUCCCUCUGCACACGCCUUCCCUCCCACGCUGUCCCACGGACCAGGGUUCACGUUCCGGGGGGCUGCUAGAGUCCCUCGUGUGUCCCAAGGACGAUGGUCCCGGGUCCGAGCCUGAGGCCUCGAGCGUGGCCCCUGGGGACUCAGCCCCGGAGCAGCCCACGGAGCUGGACUCCCUCUUCAGAGGCCUGGCCCUGACCGUGCGGUGGGAGCCCUGAGUGGACAGCAGGACGGCCUGGGGCUUCCCCGUCACCCCCAGCCCAGCCGCCUCGGUGGGGGCCUGAGGGAACCAGAGGAAGGGCGGGG
This is a messenger RNA of Eptesicus fuscus (big brown bat), 1838 nucleotides long. It is a transcript of the gene IL22RA1, whose product is annotated as interleukin 22 receptor subunit alpha 1. Bases 41 to 1750 code for a protein of 569 amino acids. The transcript has 7 exons. Lineage: Eukaryota; Metazoa; Chordata; Mammalia; Chiroptera; Vespertilionidae. The record is from RefSeq and is a predicted model, not a curated record. Gene Ontology annotation, molecular function: protein binding.